CCAUCCAUUGACUCCAACUAAACCACUAAUAAAAAUAAACACCAUGACCACACACACUUUACUCACAGAAAUUAAGUAAUGGACUACACGACCAUCUUCAUCUUUCUCUCAAUCUUCAUAUCUUUUUAUACCUUCAUCACCAAAUCCGGCCACCGAAAGUCCACGGUGGCCGCUCCACCCCCACCGCCACCAGGCCCAUACCCGCUUCCAAUCAUUGGAAACAUCUUUAAACUCGGGGACAAACCACACCACUCAUUAGCGGCCUUAAGCAAAACAUACGGGCCGCUAAUGUCCCUUAAGCUCGGUAGCACCACCAUGACCGUUAUUUCGUCCCACAAAACAGCUCAAGAGUUCUUUUUAAAGCAUGAUAUGUCUUUCUCGAGUAGAUCAAUCCCCCACGCUGCCACCGCACACAACCGCCAUGAAAUCUCCAUGGUCUGGCUGCCCGUCGGCGAUCAAUGGCGAAGACUACGAAGAAUAUCUAAAGAACACUUGUUUUCCGUACGUCAACUUGAUGCUAGCCAAAACCUUCGCAAGAAAAAGGUUCAUGAGCUUCUUGAUUAUGUGCAUGGAUGUUUGGAAAGUGCUAAACCGGUCAACGUUGGUCAAACUGCAACUACUACAACUCUCAACAUACUUUCAAACUUCAUUUUCUCCACUGAUAUAGCUCAGUAUGAUUCACUUUCUUCUCAAGAUUUUAAGGAUCUUGUAUGGGGUUUGAUGGAGGUUGGUGGGACACCGAAUUUAGCCGAUUUCUUCCCGGUUCUUCGCCCAUUUGAUCCACAAGGAUUGCGAAAACAGGCUUGUUAUUAUACCGGGAAGCUAAUGGCGAUAUUCGAUCAGCAUAUAAGUGCGCGAAUAGAAGCGAGAACAAAAGGUUUAGUUGAUCAUGGUGAAGGCUCAUCAAGCAAGGAUCUUACGGAUUUGUUAUUGGACAUCAGCCAAAAUGAAGAAUCAUCGAUUAGCAUCGAUGACAUACGGAGCUUGCUCUUUGAUAUGUUUCUUGCAGGAACCGACACAACAUCGAGCACAUUGGAAUGGGCAAUGGCUGAGCUAAUCCAUAACCCUGCGAAAAUGUCGAAAGCCCGAUCCGAGCUCAUGGAAAUAUUAGGAGACGAAAACAAAAGUGUCGAAGAAUCAGACAUCCCGAGACUCCCUUAUUUACAAGCAAUUGUUAAGGAAACACUUCGUUUGCACCCUCCGGUUACCUUUCUAGUUCCUCAUAAAGCCAUAACCGACGUCGAGAUCCAAGGCUACAUGGUACGCAAAGACUCACAGGUCUUGUGUAACCUGUGGGUCAUGGGGCAAGAUCCCAAUGUAUGGUCGAACCCACAAAGGUUCGACCCAGAGCGAUUUCUUGAAACCGGAAUCGACUAUAAAGGUCAUGAUUUUGAGUUGAUACCGUUUGGUGCUGGAAGAAGGAUAUGUCCAGGAUUGCCUCUUGCUCAUAGAUUGUUGCAUGUGAUGUUGGGGUCUUUGAUUUACAAGUUUGAGUGGAAAAUUGACGGAGGACUGAGUCCACAAGAUAUGGACAUGAGUGAUAAGUUUGGGUUUACUUUACACAAAAACCUGCCCCUAAUGGCAAUCCCAGUCAAAGUUUGAUUUUUGUCAACAAUUUUAUUGAAAAGAAAGUUCAGUUAUGUCGUGACAAGUUUAAUAUUAUGUGUAUCGAUAUAGUUUUGUUGAAAAUCGAAAGAUCAGUCAAUUACUGUUA
Helianthus annuus (common sunflower) is the source of this 1714-nucleotide messenger RNA. RefSeq names its product cytochrome P450 76T24. Gene Ontology annotation, molecular function: iron ion binding; monooxygenase activity; oxidoreductase activity, acting on paired donors, with incorporation or reduction of molecular oxygen. The record is from RefSeq and is a predicted model, not a curated record. Bases 79 to 1602 code for a protein of 507 amino acids. NCBI's taxonomy places the organism in Eukaryota, Viridiplantae, Streptophyta, Magnoliopsida, Asterales, Asteraceae. The transcript is spliced from 2 exons.